AUUUUCUGAUCAUUUUGUGGCCAGCUCUUGAGUUUAAAGGAGUUUUGAAACAAAAAAUGGAGAAAAUAGUUUUAGUCGUUUUAUGCUUAAUAUUAGCAUUUAUUGGACCAUCCACAUCGACUGACAUUGAAUGUGAUUAUGGAUUUGUUGAUACUUACUCCAUUGCUGGUCAAAUCUACGAUUGCAUAGUCGACAAUAAUCCAAACAUUUUAACAGAAGAAUCAGCAAUUAUCAGCAAAGUCAGUGGACUUCAUAAUGACUCAAACAGUAACGAUGAUGUGCUUGGCAUUCGUGCUUUCAGCAAAACAAUUCAGGUCUUCCCAAAAGGAUUAGAAAUGAUUUUUAAAAAUCUUAAAGUGAUUUACAUCGAAAAUUCAGAAUUAAAAGAAAUUCAUCAAUCAGAUUUGAAAGUUUUUCCAGAUUUAAUUUAUUUUUAUUUAAAAGGCAAUGAAAUUGAAGUGAUUGAGCAAGGCUUGUUUGACUUUAAUCCUAAUUUAGAACUUGCUGGAUUUGAUGAACGGAACAUUGUUCACAUUGAUCCAAAUGUUUUUGAUAAUUUGAGUCGAUUGAGAUAUUUUUAUUUAUCUGAAGUUCCUUGUGUCAAUUGGAAAACAAUUUAUGACUCAAAAGUACAAGUUCAAGCAGCCAUAAUGGCUGUAAAGUUGAGAUGCUCAAAUUCUGAAUUUUUAACACUUGGCCAAGAAAUCGAAAAUCUUGAAAUUGAGUCAAAAACUUUAAAUUCUGAAGAAUUUCGAGGAAAACUUGAAAGCUUUGAAAAAAGGUUUGGCAGUUCUGGAUUAUCGAGUCUUCGUUCGUUUAACUACAAAUUGAAGAACCUUAGAUCAAUUAUUGACAUUCCUCAAAUCGAUCUUGUUCAAGAUGACACAAUUCCGGACAUAAAUGACAUCAAUGACAAGUCAGAAGACCUAAAACCUUCACAAUGCGAUCUACAAAGUCCUCUUAACGACCUCAAUGCUUCUCAAGAUGCAGCACAAUUUACUUUAAGUGAAAUCAAGUCUUUAGUCACUGACCAAGCAUCAGCAAUAGAUGAACUUCAAAAAUCUUCAAAAGAUCACGAAUCCAAACUCGAUCAGAUUCAAGAUUCUCAAGAAAACCUCAAAACAUCCCAAGACAUCAUGUCUGAAUCAGUUAGUUCUGAAUUCAGCAGCUUUGAAGCAUCUCAAGCUUUGUCAUUUAGUGAUUUAAGCACCAAAAUCAGUGACAUUCAGACGGUUCUUAACGAACAAAAUUCAAUUUUUUAUGAUGUUAAGGCUAUUCAAACUGCACAUGGAUCAACUCUCGAUAGCCUUAAAGCAUUUAAUGAUGAAAUUUCAAAGACAUUGACUGAUUUGGAUACAAAAUUGGAACUUAUUGAAGAGAACUUGACUAAAGAAUGUCAAAAUGAUGAAAUUAAGGAGGAACUUGAACUGUUUCGUGACAUUCUGACGACCGCAAUGGAAACAAAAAUGAAGGAAGUCGAAAAUCGAUUGAUGAACAAAAUGGAAAAAAUUCUUAAAGCUCUUUACAUAUUUUAAACUUCAAACAUCUAAGGCAGUGGUGGACAACCUUUUUUAGUUCCAUGGCUCACCUUUUUGGUAUGUCAUGACCAAAACUGCACACAGCAGUUCUGUUGAAUUUACACUAGUGUGCCGCGGCACAUGGGUUGUGCAUCACUGAACUAAGAAUUUUAAAAUUUUGAAUUUGAAUAAAUUUGUCUAAAAUAUUUUAUAAUCAAUUUUAAAAUGUU
Molecule: messenger RNA, 1747 nt
Organism: Chironomus riparius
Lineage: Eukaryota; Metazoa; Arthropoda; Insecta; Diptera; Chironomidae
Source: the annotation of a GenBank genome assembly